GCCUUUGCCCCCCGGUCCAGUAGGGGGCGGUAGUGCCUCACUUUGCAACACUUUAAUGUGGCUCAGUCUCAUGUCCGUGUUUACAAGCGAAGCGUGACGUUCAGGGACUCGCAAGAAUAGGUGUCCAAACGCACCUAAAAGCGAUUCGUUUCCUCCAAAAAUGUCCAAAAUGCUAUCACUGAAAGCUUUUUUCAACGAGAGACUGACGGCAGCAGCCGAGGAGAUAUUUGAAGCUGUGGAAAAGACAAUAGCCGAGUACAAAGAGGAGAUUUCUCGUUCAAAAGAUUUAGAAAUCAGUCGUCUCAGGAUGCAGCUGAAACUCCUCAAGUCAGACCCCCGGGCAGAUAGAUGUCUUGGAGCCCAGCUGCAGCAGCACAUCCAUCAUCACCACCAUCCUCCUCCUCCUCCUCCUCCUCCUCAUCAGCAGCGGCACCAUCAGUCAGCCCCUGCAGUGGAAGCUCCCGAGUCCCAGCACUGUGAGGAGGACGGGGGCAGCAGCAUGGAGCCGGAGCAUCCAGAGCCCUCGCAGGUCAAGAAGGAGCAGCAGAGGAGCCACAGGGAUUUCUGGAUGGGUCAGGACGCCGAGCAACUCGAAAGCCUUGAGUCCGACAUCAAAGACUUCAUCUCAUCUCCGUCCGGUCUUAAAACUGGUCUGCAGGACCUCACCUUGCCCUUCCAUCCCUACCACAACAACAACAACAACAGCAGCGAGGAGAGCAAAGAAAAACCCUACAGCUGCUCCGUGUGCGAAAAGCGCUUCAGUAACUGUUCCCACCUCGCGGCCCAUAUCAGGACGCACACGGGGGAGAGGCCAUACAGAUGCGAAAUAUGCAGAAAGACUUUUAUCACGACGAGCGCUCUGAACAGACACCAGACCAUCCACACCGAGGGGAAACACUUUGUGUGUAAUUAUUGUGGGAAAUCCUUUAAAUGGAUGGAGUCUCUUGGCAGACACAUGAGAAGUGUUCACAAGAGGGAAAAUAUGCCUGUAUGACACUCAAAACCCCUCCUAGCCAGUAAAUCAGAUAUGUUGUUAAUAUAUAUUGGCCGUCCAUGACUUAAUUGUAUAGCGCCCAAUAGGUGCAAACAAAGAACGCAGUGUCUGUUUUCUAUGUUUAGUUGUGAAUUAUGUCGAUACAUUUGCUUGGACCUCACGAAGCCUUGUGUACAUAAACACUAGUCGCAAUAAAUUAUGUGCAAAUAAAUUGUAUGGGUACACUCACUUUUAAAAAAAAGAUAUGGUAAAUUUAUUCUUCCAGAAUAAAGUAUUAAUACUCUAAA
Xiphias gladius (swordfish) is the source of this 1281-nucleotide messenger RNA. Its product is annotated as zinc finger and SCAN domain-containing protein 12-like. The transcript is spliced from 2 exons. Gene Ontology annotation, cellular component: nucleus. NCBI's taxonomy places the organism in Eukaryota, Metazoa, Chordata, Actinopteri, Istiophoriformes, Xiphiidae. The coding region runs from base 161 to 994 and encodes 277 amino acids. The record is from RefSeq and is a predicted model, not a curated record.